Messenger RNA from Pseudocercospora fijiensis CIRAD86, 834 nucleotides. RefSeq lists its product as uncharacterized. The transcript has 4 exons. The coding region runs from base 1 to 834 and encodes 277 amino acids. The record is from RefSeq and is a predicted model, not a curated record. NCBI's taxonomy places the organism in Eukaryota, Fungi, Ascomycota, Dothideomycetes, Mycosphaerellales, Mycosphaerellaceae.
AUGCCGCCACCCCAGCCACGAAACCUCUUACUCUGCUUCGAUGCCUUCGGAACACUUUUCAAACCCAGACUUCCCAUAAUGCAACAGUAUAGCGAUGUGGCACGAUCCUAUGGUUUGAGUGGAUUUACAAGCGAAGAUGUUGGCAAAGCUUUCAACAUCGGUGACUCGACAGCAUUCAAAGAAGAAUCGAAAAGGAAUCCGAAUUACGGGAAGGCGAAUGGUCUGAAUGCUGGGAUUUGGUGGACGAAUGUACACCAGCCCUUGCCCUUGCCAAGUGGCAUGGUAAAUACGCUCUUGCAUAGAUUUUGGUGUGAUGAGGGUUACACGCUUUUCCCAGAUGUACAACCUCUGAUUUCGAAAUUGCGGCAGGCGCAUCGAGCCAAUGAUUCCAAGGUUGUGAUUGGAGUCAUUACGAACUCGGAUGAUCGCGCUCCGGAUAUUCUCUCCUCGUUCGGGUUACGAGUCACUGGAUAUGAUGUGGAUUUCUCGGUCAUGUCGUAUGAUGUCGGAUAUGAGAAGCCGGAUAAGAGGAUCUUCGAGGCCGCGGAGGAGAUGCUUGAAGGUCUGGUCAAGCAUGAAGGCAAUGGGGGGAUUCAUGAUCCGAAGCAAUGGAACAAAGUCUAUAUCGGUGACGAAUUCGACAAAGACAUUACGGCGUCGUUGAAUGCCGGUUGGAACGCCGUCCUGAUCGAUCGCGAAAUUCCUGGUGAGCGGAAGGAUUUGAUGUGGCUGGAGGAUGAGCCCGUCGGAAGUCUGUAUGAAGUUUUCAAAACAGCCAAAGCUGUUGGCUUCAGCAGUCUUGAGAAGCUGGCGCAAUGGAUGCCGCCCAAAUGA